AUGGCUUUUGGUGAUCCAGAGAAAGGAGACGACAGCAGAGACCUGGAAGACAGCAAAAAAGGGCUUGCCGGCAUCUCCAUCGAACCAGGAGCCUCGUCGCCCACCGAGCUGUAUAACAACACACCCGUCAAACAAGACAAUGGCUUGCUCUCCAAGCUUCGUCGGUUCGAGGCCCGCAUGGAUGCUAAGUUCGGGAUCGAGUCGGAGGCGAUCAAUCGCAAACGAGCCGAAGACAAGCGUCCGGUGCGCUGGCAUGAAGAGUUGACCAUGGCACUACUGUGGGCGUCUGGGACGAUGAACACAUCGUGCUUCGCGACGGGCUUUUUGGGGUGGGAAUUCGGCCUGAGCCUGAAACAGUCGAUUCUCAUCACCAUCUUCGCCUCGAUCCUGGGCGGUGCAGUGACCGGCUACUGUGCGACGUUUGGCGCGGCGAUGGGGUUGCGCCAGAUCUCGGUGUCGCGCUUCAGUUUCGGCUGGUGGCCCAACAAGAUCAUCGCGGUGCUCAAUGCCGUGCAACAGAUCGGCUGGGCCGCGGUGUCGUGCAUCACGGGCGGGUUGGCGCUGACGGCGGUUGCGGAUGGGCAUGUCUCGCUGGUCGUGGGAAUCAUCAUCAUUGCGGUCGUGGCGUUGGCUAUCAGCUUCGUCGGGCUCCCUGCCAUCUUGGUAUAUGAGCGCUACGCCUGGCUCAUCUACUUUGUCAUCUUCAUGAUCAUCUUCGGCGAGACGGGCAAGUACGCCGACAACCACACCCCGGCCUCUGUGACAGGCGCGACCUUGGCCGGCUGGGUGCUGUCCCUCCUGGCCAUCGUCUACGGCAGCUCCGCCUCCUGGUGCACCAUGGCCUCGGACUACUACGUGCACUACCCGGCGAACGUGUCGCGGGUCAAGGUGUUUCUGAUGACCACCUUCGGCAUUGCCAUCCCCACCAGCAUCGGCAUGAUUGCGGGCUGCGUCGUGGCCAGCGCCCUCAACGUCCGCCCAGACUGGAACCAGGCCUACAGCGACGAAGGUCUGGGUUUCUUGAUCCAGGACAUGCUGCACCCGCGCGGCUUCGCCAAACUGCUGCUGACCCUGCUGGUGCUCAGCGGCAUCAACACCAACAUCAUCAGCAUCUACUCCGCCGCCAUCUCCUGCCAGCAGUUCAGCCGCCCCUGCGCCCGCAUCCCGCGCUUCAUCUGGACUUUUCUGUGUUUCGCUGCCAUCCUCGGCCUCGCCGUCGGGGGCCGCGAAAAGCUCAACACCUACCUCCAGGACUUCCUAUCCCUGCUCGGGUACUGGUGCACCUCCUACUUUGUCAUCCUUCUCAUGGAGCACGUCUGUUUCCGCCACCGAGACUUUGCCAACUACGACCUGGACGGCUGGAACGACCCCAGCCGCCUGCCGCUGGGCCUGGCCGCUCUCACCGCCUUCGGUCUAGGUGUCGUGGCUUGGUGCAUGGGGAUGGUCGAGACCUGGUACGUCGGCCCGUUGGGCAAGUUGAUUGGGGAAGCUGGGGGUGAUGUCGCCAACGAGUUUGCACUGGUCGUCACCGCUGUGACUUAUUAUCCUGCUCGCCGUUUGGAGUUGAAGAUCUUCGGGAGGUAG
Capronia epimyces CBS 606.96 is the source of this 1584-nucleotide messenger RNA. RefSeq lists its product as uncharacterized. Bases 1 to 1584 code for a protein of 527 amino acids. Gene Ontology annotation, cellular component: plasma membrane; fungal-type vacuole membrane. The transcript has a single exon. Gene Ontology annotation, molecular function: transmembrane transporter activity. The record is from RefSeq and is a predicted model, not a curated record. NCBI's taxonomy places the organism in Eukaryota, Fungi, Ascomycota, Eurotiomycetes, Chaetothyriales, Herpotrichiellaceae. Gene Ontology annotation, biological process: transmembrane transport.